Messenger RNA from Erpetoichthys calabaricus (reedfish), 1732 nucleotides. Its product is annotated as interleukin-10 receptor subunit beta-like. The record is from RefSeq and is a predicted model, not a curated record. Gene Ontology annotation, molecular function: protein binding. Bases 430 to 1359 code for a protein of 309 amino acids. Lineage: Eukaryota; Metazoa; Chordata; Cladistia; Polypteriformes; Polypteridae. The transcript has 8 exons.
CCCGAAGAGGAGCCGCGAGAAGAAAUGACGGCGGGGCGGCCGGAGACGCUGGACGAGGUGGGUGUGCCGCUCCGACUGCCCUUUGUAGCGCCUUACAGUGUCAUUCCAGACCCCAUCGCCCACCCCGUUCGAGGGUCGACGACUUAAACUGCGCGUGUCUCAGUGUUUGGCGCUGCGCCGUCUCACGAGUUUCGUCUGAAAGUCCUCGGAUUUACCGAGCCUGAAAUCCCAGAGCGGGAGGGAAUUCCCAAGGAGGCAGUGCGCGUGCGCCUGUCUGACUGCGCAUGUGUGCUACGCCUGCGCGGCGUUACUGAGGCAGGCAGGUAGGCAUUGAAGGCGGAGAGCGGGUUGGCUCGGCUCGUAUCUGGGAAAGUUUUCUAGAGAAUGGAAAUCAAGGAGGACGAAGAAUCCCUGUGGAACUGAGCGAAGAUGGCGUCGAAGUCAGUUUUCUGGAUAUUGCUGCUUGUCAAUGAAACUUUUCGAGGUCUCUCCAAGCUACAGGAACCCACGAAUGUCAUCGUUAAGUCGGUGAAUUUGAAAAGCGUGCUGCACUGGGAUGCGUCACCUGACCUGCAGGGCCCUGUCACUUAUCACGUGGAGUAUAAGCUUAAUGACGUAGAUGCGAAGUGGACACCCGUUGAGAACUGUGUCCACACGACCAGGACUGAGUGCAACUUCAGCGUGAUCGCCCCUUACUACUGUCCAGUGGUCCUGCAAGUGAGAGCUGAUAAUGGCAGCGACACCUCGGCAUGGGUGCAGUCCAAGGCCUUCUGUGCCCUACAUGACACUGAAAUCGGCCCACCGACUGUAAGUCUCGACUCCCAGGCUGGCGAGAUCUACGUCCGAUUCUCGAUCCCCGGAGAUGCCAUGAAAGAAUACUUCACACAGUGGAUUCACUCCGUCACGUACUGGAAGGAGGGCGACAGUGUCAAGUUUUCCACGGAAACAAAAGAGAACUUUGUGCAGCUGACGGAGGUUGAAUCGGGGGUCCGGUACUGCGUGCAGGUGACGAGUCAAGAGUACCAAUACAACCCUCACAGAGCGGGCAUCUCGUCACCAGAGCAGUGCCUCGACAACACAAAAGACGAGGUGGCGCAGGUCACGUCUCUUGUGCUCAUCCUGGCUGCGACUUUAGUCUUCGCCUGUUUGCUGACCGCCGCCUGCUUCUUUGUGGUGCGGCGCACCUACGGCUGUGCCAAGGACCUGCUGAACCCCGUAUGGAGCGUCCCUGAGGACAUCGCCGAGUUCCUCACUCACCGAUCGCCAGGCGACUCCUUCACCCCCCCCGACGUAGCAGACGUCCCCGAAGAGGCCAUCGACCGGGUGCAGGUGCUCGAUGCCAAGGACGAUGUCACCUGACUUAUAAAAGGCAGGGCGAGUGACACACGUGGUGUGCCAGGCGGAUUAACAGGUUUUACUGUUUGUAUUUUUUAUGAACCCCCCCUUUUUUUUUGCCCCCCUUUCUUUGUUCUUCAGUGCUUUGUUGUUUUUUGAGCUCCUUACUUUUCAAUCAUAAACUUGACCUGAACUUUUAAAGAUGGCAUCACGAAGUUGGCACUGAGGGACUUUUCCUCCUGUGGGACACCAGAUUGCCCGUCUGCAGGUGGCAUCUUCAGCCCAUCUUGCACUUCUCGUAUUUUGUGAAAUUGUGGAGGAGCUGAACGUGAGGACCAGAAAUGAACUGUGAAGCCCCAGGGAAGGGGGGGCCGGCUGAAAGGCGCUAUAUAGAAUA